Malania oleifera is the source of this 1350-nucleotide messenger RNA. Its product is annotated as chromatin structure-remodeling complex protein BSH. Gene Ontology annotation, cellular component: nucleus; nuclear chromosome. The coding region runs from base 162 to 884 and encodes 240 amino acids. The transcript has 11 exons. The record is from RefSeq and is a predicted model, not a curated record. Gene Ontology annotation, molecular function: transcription coregulator activity. Gene Ontology annotation, biological process: regulation of transcription by RNA polymerase II; chromatin remodeling. NCBI's taxonomy places the organism in Eukaryota, Viridiplantae, Streptophyta, Magnoliopsida, Santalales, Ximeniaceae.
ACAAUUAUAUUUUCAAAAUUAAAAAACAAAAUGUUUCGUUGCCGCGUGCCCACUGCUUGCUUCACGGUUACUUGGAUUGGUGACAAAAACACAUCAUCGAAAAGUAAUCGAAGAUCGAAGAUCGAAGAAAUCGCAGGAAGAAAUCAGGACACGCUGCUAUCAUGAAACCGCAGGCAUAUAUGCCGUCUAAAACUCCCGUCAAGUUCAGAAUCCCAACUUCCGAGAAUUUAGUUCCAAUUCGUCUGGACAUUGAAAUUGAAGGCCAGAGGUUCAGAGAUGCGUUUACUUGGAACCCCACUGAUCCUGAUGCAGAGGUGGCUGUGUUUGCAAGGAGGACAGUAAAAGAUUUAAAGCUUCCUCCGUCUUUCAUGACACCAAUUGCUCAGUCCAUUCAAUCACAGCUGACCGAAUUUCGAUCAUUUGAAGGGCAAGAUAUGUACACUGGGGAGAAGAUUGUUCUGAUCAAGCUUGAUCUUCGAGUAAACCAUACACUAAUAAAGGAUCAGUUUUUGUGGGAUUUAAACAACUUUGAGAGUGAUCCUGAAGAAUUUGCAAGAACUUUCUGCAAAGAUUUGGUUAUUGAAGACCCUGAAGUUGGACCUGCCAUUGCUGUUGCAAUUAGAGAGCAACUUUAUGAGGUUGCAGUUCAAGGUGUAGCUUCAGCACGGGAAACCCGAAUAAGCAAGAAGGGUCGCAGAGGGGCUGAACAUCUCCCUUCUAGUAAAGCAGGCAGUACUGCAUUGGACGUGAUGAAAUUAUUUGGUAACAAGACCAGUGCCCUUCGGAAGAGAAAGGAGUGGGAUGUUUAUGAACCCAUUGUCGAUCUUCUAUCCAAUGAGGAAGUGGAUGCCCUCGAAGCAAAAGAGGAGAAGAAUGCUAGGUGAAUUGGUGCGGCUGUACAUGUAAGGCAGGAGACUGUAGCUGAGAUGAUGUUUCUUCUUCCAAAGCCUGACUUUCUUGGCCCUCGUUGAAGCUCACGACAGCGAGAGAGUUUGCUGCUGUUGUCUCUGACCCAUGACGGGCAUCAAUAUAGAGGGCAGCAGCCUUUUCUUCUGAACUACUCUCUCCCUUCAGUUUUUGAGGUGAUGCGUCGGCCAUGGGCUCUCUGGCUUCCGCUGCUUUGAAAAAUGUCCUGCUGGAACUGAGAUUGUUAGCAAGCAUUAGAUGACCGUAAAUAAAUAAAAGACAUUAAAUUCCAAAGUCUUCUGUUAAACAUAAACAAAGGUGAGCGCCUUUUCUCCUACUAACAUACAUAUUGGUGUUCUUUUUGUACUACAAACUUAAAUAUAGUAUUUUGAAAAUUUAAAAAUUUUCAUUUCAAAUACAAAUUGGAUACCCAAUAUUGGAUUA